Molecule: messenger RNA, 1966 nt
Organism: Ricinus communis (castor bean)
Lineage: Eukaryota; Viridiplantae; Streptophyta; Magnoliopsida; Malpighiales; Euphorbiaceae
Product: LOB domain-containing protein 19
Exons: 2
Coding region: 1251-1862 (203 amino acids)
Biological process (GO): hormone-mediated signaling pathway; positive regulation of DNA-templated transcription
Cellular component (GO): nucleus
Source: RefSeq, a predicted model, not a curated record
GGGCAAUCAGCUAAAAGUUUAUUCUUUUAUUUGUAAUUAUAUUAUCUGAGAGAUGAAUUUAAUCUUAAUUAACAUAAUAAGCUCGCUUAAUAAUAUCCCAAUUGGUUAAUAAAAACAUCCAAAAGUAAAAAACAAAAAAAUUAAUUCAGUAUGGUACAUUUUGCUUAAAUUUUAAAAGCAAAUAUUAAUAAGAAUAAGUGAACUAUUUGUCAGAAUAACCAAAUUGUUCUAUAUUUAGAAGAGUGAUACUUAUCAUGGAUGCUUUAUAUUUAAUAAAUUUAAAAAAUGGCAUUCUAUUUCAUAUAUAUCAGGGAUUCGACCACCGAGUGAAAUAUACCUGAAAGAGUAAAAAGAAAAGAAAAGAAAAAUCGAUUAUGAGUUAGAGAUGUGCUAAAACUUUUGGAGAUUAGAGGACACCGGACACAGACUAUUGUAUUUCAAUGGAGCAAGAGAAAUAGAGAAGCAAGAUUUGCCUUAUAUAAGAGAGUUAAGUGUUAAAAAAACCAUUCAGGCUUAAGCUAAAAGAGGUAACUCAAGAUCACUAUAGUGAAGUUUUUCAAAGAAAAAAAAAAGAGAAAGGAAGUAAAAAGAAAAAAACACUGGGUGGCAGAAGAAGAAGAAGAAGAGGAGAGGGGAAGGCAAUCAAUCUUUUCUACGUCCAUAUGUCUGAAUAGAGAGAGAGAGAGAAAGAGACAGAGAAAGGAAAGGUGAAAAGGAAAUGACAAUGGAAAUGGAAAAGAUAGGAUGUUUGUCCCACGUGGAGAGUUCGCACGUGGCUGCAACUGCGGCGGUUGGAAGUUGAUACUGUCACUCACUCCCGCAUGUAUGUUUGCUUCACGCAAUCUUUCUUGCUUCUACUGCUCUCUCUCUCUCUCUCUCUCUCUUUCUCUUUGCCGUGGCUUUAAAGUUUGAAACAAGUACUCCAUAACCAUAACCAUAACCAUAACCUUCUUCUCUCGCUACAAAUUUAAAACAAAAGAACAAUUGCACCUGUCCUUUCAAAUGACCCACCACCAAAAGACCUUCCCUUUUUCACUUAUAAUUAUCAAACUCACUAACAGACAAACCUAAACCCUAUCUUUCUCUUAAUUAAAUGCCCACCUCCUCUUCCCCUCUCCUCUUUAGCUUUCUUUCUUUUCUUCUUCUCCUUCUUUCUCUCUUUACUACUACUUGCUAGCUAGAUAGACCCCACGUGACAAAGUAACCACAAGUGGAUAAUCUCUGUAAGAAGCAAGACUUAGAAAGGAAAGAUGAAUGGUGGAGGUGGGCCUUGUGGUGCCUGCAAGUUUUUGCGGAGAAAGUGUCUUAAAGGGUGCAUCUUUGCACCUUAUUUUGACUCGGACCAGGGCACGGCUCACUUCGCAGCAGUGCACAAGGUGUUUGGUGCUAGCAAUGCCUCUAAGCUGCUCUUGCGCAUACCUGCCCAUAAACGCUUUGAUGCGGUUGUUACUCUUUGUUAUGAAGCUUUGGCUAGGGUUAGAGACCCUGUUUACGGCUGUGUCGGCCACCUUUUCACUCUCCAACAGCAGGUGGUGAGUCUGCAGGCAGAGUUGGCCUACAUUCAGGCCCGACUUUCAACAUUGCAGCGGCAUCAACACCCAUCUCAACCUGCUCAAAGCCACUCUCAAACAAGUGUUCUUUCCUCGUCGACUUCGGAGAUGCCAUCGAAUUCAAACAUGUCAAUGCAUUUUGAUCAGCUACAGCUACAACCUCAACAUGUAGCAGUAUCAGAAUCAGAAUUGACAAAUGUUUGCCAUCCAUUGGGUCCGCAACUUGAGAAUGAUGAGCUUCAGGCUUUGGCCCGUGACUUUGUGUCUAGAUACUUGCCAGGAGUGAGAUUCAAACCUACAAGCUCUCAAUAGAAUUAAGCUUCUAACCAUUGUCGAACUGGGUUUAAGCUUCUGUUUGAUUACUAGUGCAUCUUGUAUCUGUUUUCAAGCGUAAUGAAAUCGCACUUUUCCUGAGA